AUGUGUACUUUUUACUACAAGAAUAACGCUGUAUAUAUUAAUGAUCUUGAUCAACCAUAUCAUGAUGUUGUACAAUCAUAUAGCAAUAACCAUCAUCAGCAUCCAACUUCACAACCCAUAUUCGAUACCUCAACACCAAAAAAUUUAUCUAUUGAUAUGAGAGAUAAUCAAACUAAUACUAAUCCAGUAAUCACAUCAGUUAAACCAGAAAAGCCAUGGUCAUCUCAACAACAACAUAGUCAUUCAAGUAAAUCAGUACCCGCAUCAUUAAUGCGACCAGUAAUUUUAGAGGUUUUUGAGAAAUCGCCACUACCGCCACCUCCGCCACCACAACAAUUUCACCAUUCAAAACCAGUUAUUCGAAUACUUGACUAUUCGAAGGGGAUAUCACGUCCACCAAAACGUCGAUUAUACACACCACCGAUUUCGGAGAUUUUAUCACCACCGAAGCAGCACCGACCAAGACAAUCAUUACCAAAUAUUGUACGUAUUGAACAUCCACAAACUCAAGACUCGAUAUUCGAAAGGUCGAUAGAAAACUUUUCCUUAGCAUAA
Didymodactylos carnosus is the source of this 555-nucleotide messenger RNA. The record is from the annotation of a GenBank genome assembly. NCBI's taxonomy places the organism in Eukaryota, Metazoa, Rotifera, Eurotatoria, Philodinida, Philodinidae.